GACCGACACCCUGACCCCGACAUGGAGGGGGGCCAGGGGCCCAGACUUAGAGACUUCCUGAGUGGGAGCCUGGCCACCUGGGUGCAGGGACUGGCUGAGCUGGUGGGGGAGGCGGAGGAAACUUCUGAGACAGAGGAGGAAGAAGGGCCUCUUAGGCCAGAAAAGCGGUUCCUGUGGCUCAGCAAUGGGGCUCUCCUCCUCCGGGUGCUGGGCAUCAUUGCUCCCAGUGCCCGAGGGGGGCUUCGGAUGGCCAGUAGCCAUGAUGGACCUGAGGCCUGUAGGGUAUGGAACCUGAGCCAGCUGUGGACCCGACUGAGGGACUUCUACCAGGAAGAGCUGCAGCUUCUGGUCUUGUGGCCACCUCCAGAUCUCCAGACAUUGGGGUUUGACCCCCUCUCAGAGGAGGCGGUGGAGGGGCUGGAAGGCCUGCUUCGGCUGCUGCUGGGGGCAUCAGUGCAGUGUGAGCAGCGGGAACUCUUCAUCCGCCACAUUCAGGGGCUAAGCCUUGAGGUUCAGAGUGAUCUGGCCGCUGCCAUCCAGGAGGUGACCCAGCCUGGGGCUGGUGUGGUGCUGACACUGGCUGGACCAGAGCCCGGGGAGCUGGCACCGUCAGAGUUGGAGAUACUGUCCCGGAGCCUAAUGGGGACACUGUCCAAGCUGGCCAAGGAGAGGGACCUGGGGGCUCAGAGGCUGGUGGACUUGCUGCUGCAGCAGAGGUGGGUUCCCUUGCUGCCCGAGGCUCCUGUCAGGGCUCCCACAGAUGGCCCGCACCACCUGACACUGCAGCUGGCAAAUGCCAAGGCCCAGUUGCGGCGCUUGAGGCAGGAGCUGGAGGAGAAGGCUGAGCUGCUGUUGGACUCUCAGACUGAAGUACAGGGCCUGGAGGCUGAAAUUCGAAGACUCCGUCAGGAGACCCAGGCCCUGUCAGGACAAGCCAAGCGAGCAGAGCUGUUCCGAGAGGAGGCAGAGGCCCUCCGGCAGAGGGCGGGCCGCGUGUCCCGACUGCAAGAGGAGCUGGGGCGCUGUCGUGAGCGACUUCAGGCUGCUGAGGCUUGCAAGAGCCAGCUGGAGGAGGAGCGCAUGCUCUCACAGGCUCUGGAGGCCUCAAAGGCACUGCUGGAAGAGCAGCUGGAGGCUGCCCGAGAGCGCUGUGCUCGACUCCAUGAGGCCCAGCGUGAGAACCUGCUGCUACGUGCCCGGCUAGGCGAGGCUCACACGGAGCUGGACUCUCUGAGGCAUCAGGUGAACCAGCUCACAGAAGAGAAUGUGGAGCUGGAGCUGGAACUCUGCCGGAGUCUGGAGCCACCUUUGAACUCUCCUGUAGUGGCACCCCUGCCCAGAACAGCCCCAUCACUGCAGGAUGAGGUGAGGGAGGCAGAAGCAGGGCAGCUGCGAACCCUGGAGCGGGAGAACCAGGAGCUUCGAGGCCUGCUUCAGGUGCUGCAGAGGCAGCAAGGUGAUCAGCACCCCCUGCUGGAGGAGCAGAGUGGAGAGCCUGUGCUUCUGGUACUGGAUGGCACCCCACGGACACCCCUGGGCUCUGAUCACAAUUCCCAGGGCUCAGAUGGCCAGGUGGGGGAUCAAGACCCCCAGCCGGAUCCUCCUUCAUCAGACUCAUGCCUGGAGGGGUCAGCUGAGAGUCUCCAGGCCUCUGAUUCAUGCCAAGAGUUGACAGAGAGGCCCUUCCAGGCAUCUGCUCCAGCCCCCCAGACUUCACACUUGCCCCCCCAAGAGUCAGAUGCUGGCAUAGAGACACAAGAGUCCCUGGAGAAGACUAGACCCAGAGCCCUUCUCCAGUUACCCACUUCUGUAGCCCCACAUCAGGGUCCAGAGAUCAAAGUAGAGGAUCAGCAGUUGCUGGGAGGAGAGACUGGAGAGAUGCAGGCUCCCCAAAAGGAGUUGAUGCCUGAGGCCCAGGGUCUGAGACAGGAGGCUGCUGAGCACAAGCGAGGCUUCUCAGAGCUCAGCCACAGUGAGUUGCUAGAGAAGCAGGAGCCUGUGGGCCAGGGACUGGACGAGUCUACCAGACACACAGAGGCCCAAGGGCAUGAGCGGUGGCUGGAGGGGAUGGUCAGAGAGCCAGCCCCUCCAUUAGCACAGCAGACAUCUGAAGGAGCUCCUGAUGUCAGGGCCUGGGAAGGGCAGAUUCUGGGGGAAGCCCUGGGUGGUGGUGUCUCAGAGCAGCAGGCCCUCAGGGAGGAUGUGGCUCGGCUGAGGACAGAGGCCACAGCCCUGGAGGCUGAACUGGAGGCCCAGGCCCGAAGGCUGGAGGCCCGAGGUGCAGAGGUGGCCCGCCUCUCUGAGGAGCUGGCCCAUGCGCAAAGGGCAGAGGCUGAAGCCCACCAGGAGGUGGAGGCCCAUGCUCGAGAACAGACCCGGCUUCGAGAAGCUGUGGAGGCAGCUGGCCGGGAGUUGGAGGCUGCAUCCCGGGAGCGGGAGGUGCUGGCAGAGGCUUUGGCAGUAGCAGGCCGAGAGCGGAGACAAUGGGAACGUGAGGGGCCCAGGCUACGGGCCCGGGCUGAGGCUGCGGAGGAGCGGGUGCAGGCACUGGAAAGCCAGGGCCAAGGCUACCUGGAGGAGGCUGAGCGGGAACACCGGGAAAAGCAGGCCCUCAGGGAGGAGCUUGAGAAGGCCAUGGCACGGGGCCAGGAGCUGGGAUCCCGGCUGGAGCACCUGCAGCAGGAGCUGGAGCAGGCGGCUCAGGAGCGCCAGAAGUUUCUUUGGGAGCAGGAGAACCAGCAGCAGAGGUACCAGGGCCUGGAGCAGCGGCUAGAGGCUGAGCUGCAGGCGGCAGCCACUAGCAAGGAGGAGGCACUGUUGGAGCUCAAGAGCCGGGCUUUGAAGCUGGAGGAGGAGCUGCUCCAGCUGCGCCAGGGCCCUGUGGGGCUGGGUCCCGAGGGACACUCUGAGCCACAGAUUGCAGCAGCCCAGGGUAGCCGGCUCAUUGAGGUAGAGCGCAGUAAUGCAACACUGGUGGCUGAGAAGGCAGCGCUUCAGGGACAACUUCAGCACCUGGAGGGGCAGCUGGGGGACCUGCAGGGCCGGGCCCAGGAGCUGCUGCAGCAGAGUCAACGGGCACAGGAGCACAGCAGCCGCUUACAGGCUGAGAAGUCUGUGCUGGAGCUGCAGGGCCAAGAGCUGCACCAGAAGCUGGGGGUGCUGGAGGCAGAGGUUCUUGCAGCGCGGCAGGCCCAUGAGGAGGCUCGAGGGCAGCAGCAGGCCCUGCUGCGGGACCACGAAGCCCUGGUGCAGCUGCAGCGGCGGCAGGAGGCUGAGCUGGAGGGCCUGCUGAGCCGGCACCGUGACCUCAAGAACAAUAUGCGGGCACUAGAGCUGGCCCACCGGGAGCUGCAGGGCCGGCAUGAGCAGCUGCAGGCCCAGCGGGCCAAUGUGGAGGCACAGGAGGUGGCCCUGUUGGCUGAGCGUGAGCGCCUAAUGCAGGAUGGACAUCGGCAGCGAGGCAUGGAAGAAGAGCUGCGGAGGCUGCAGAGUGAGCAUGACAGAGCUCAGAUACUGUUGGCGGAGGUGUCUCGGGAACGUGGGGAGCUGCAGGGUGAGCGUGGGGAGCUGAAGGGGCGACUGGCAAGGCUGGAGCUGGAGAGGGCACAGCUUGAAGUGCAGAGCCAGAAGCUGCGUGAGUCCAACCAGCAGCUGGACUUGAGUGCCUGCCGGCUGGCCACACAAUGCGAGCUGCUGACAGAGCUGCGGAGCGCCCAGGAGGAGGAGAACCGGCAGCUGCUGGCCGAGGUGCAGGCUCUAAGCCGGGAGAACAGAGAGCUGCUGGAGCGCAGUCUGGAGAGCCGGGACCACCUGCACCGUGAGCAACGCGAGUACCUAGACCAGCUUAAUGCUCUUCGCCGCGAGAAGCAGAAGCUGGUAGAGAAGAUCAUGGACCAGUAUCGAGUGCUGGAGCCUGGGCCCCUGCCCCGGACCAAGAAGGGCAGCUGGCUGGCAGACAAGGUGAAGAGGCUGAUGCGGCCCCGGCGGGAGGGGGGCCCCCAUGGGGGGCCACGCCUGGGGGCCGAUGGGGCUGGCAGCACCGAGAGCCUGGGGGGCAUCCCAGAGGCUGAGCUCCCUGAGGGCAGGGAGGCAGAUGGGACAGGAGCCCCUUCACCAGCACCCAUGCGCCGGGCCCAGAGUUCACUCUGCCUACGAGAGACCCUGGCUGGUGGCAGGCAGCGGCGGAAACUCAGUUCCCGGUUCCCCACGGGGCGAAGCUCUGAGUCAUUCAGCCCAGGGGACACCCCCCGGCAGAGGUUCCGCCAGCGCCGUCCGGGCCCCCUGGGAGCACCUAGCACCCACAGCAAAGGUGUGGAAUGGGACGGCUCCACCAAGACCCCCCAGGAACAUGAAGCAGAUGCCAGCAGAGAGAGCUUCGAGGAGCAGGAACCGAAGAAAUGUCCCCUCACCCCGUCCCUCAGCCAGUGACACUGUGGGGAGAAGGAGCUUGGAAGUACAGCCCUCUCGUCGACGUAGUAUUAGUGGAGGCCCCAGGCAGCAUCAGAGCUCGGGGGACUGGA
Messenger RNA from Octodon degus (degu), 4520 nucleotides. RefSeq names its product coiled-coil domain containing 88B (gene Ccdc88b). The transcript has 27 exons. Gene Ontology annotation, cellular component: centrosome; cytoplasm. Gene Ontology annotation, molecular function: dynein light intermediate chain binding; microtubule binding. NCBI's taxonomy places the organism in Eukaryota, Metazoa, Chordata, Mammalia, Rodentia, Octodontidae. The record is from RefSeq and is a predicted model, not a curated record. Gene Ontology annotation, biological process: cytoskeleton-dependent intracellular transport; cytoplasmic microtubule organization. Bases 22 to 4428 code for a protein of 1468 amino acids.